This is a messenger RNA of Penicillium cinerascens, 1767 nucleotides long. RefSeq names its product MFS transporter. The coding region runs from base 1 to 1767 and encodes 588 amino acids. Gene Ontology annotation, molecular function: transmembrane transporter activity. The record is from RefSeq and is a predicted model, not a curated record. The transcript is spliced from 3 exons. Gene Ontology annotation, biological process: transmembrane transport. NCBI's taxonomy places the organism in Eukaryota, Fungi, Ascomycota, Eurotiomycetes, Eurotiales, Aspergillaceae.
AUGUUCAAACGACUGGCUUGCUUACAAGGCCGUCAGCGCAAUGGCGCCGGCGAGGACUGGUCUACAUUUCCUAUUCGGCAAUUAUUUGUUUUAGCUCUCGUCCGCAUCUGCGAGCCCAUUGCUUUCAUGUCGAUUUUUCCAUACGUGUACCACAUGGUUGAAUCGUUCCAUGUCACGGAUAACGACCAGAAGAUCGCGCUUUACGCCGGCAUGAUCACAUCGUCUUUCACGUUCGCCGAGUUCUCAGCGGGUAUGUUCUGGGGUCGCAUGAGUGACCGAAUCGGCCGCAAGCCCGUGCUCAUCAUGGGCCUGAUUGGAACGGCCCUCAGCAUGGUGGCCUUUGGAUUUGCGCCCAAUCUGGCCACCGCGAUGAUUGCGCGCGCCUUGGGCGGCCUACUGAACGGAAACAUCGGGGUACUUCAGACAACCGUGGCGGAGAUUGUGACGGUUAAGGAGCACCAGCCGCGAGCCUACUCGAUCAUGCCUUUCGUGUGGUGCCUGGGAUCGAUCAUUGGACCGGCUAUGGGCGGUGCUUUGGCCCAACCGUGCGACAACUACCCGUGGCUAUUCCAGCGUAACACCCUCUUCGACCGCUUCCCGUUCCUGCUGCCCAACCUGGUGUGCAUCGUGGUGCUCCUGUGCGGCAUCGUGGUCGGAACCCUGUUUCUGGAGGAGACGCACCCGGAGAUGAAGCAUCGCCGUGACCACGGCCGUGAGCUGGGCCACUGGCUCAUCAGCCUGUGCUGGGGCUCGCGCGUGCAACUUCCGGACGAGUCCGAUGUGGUCGACGAGAAGUACUUCUACGGCGAUAUGCCCCCCGAGUACGAAAGCGCCGGAUCAUCGCCUUGCCUCGGGUCUGUGGGUGACGUAGGGUCAACGGAGUGCGACCUGGAGGGUCAGAAAUCCCCCGCGCCCAAAGCAUUCACUCGCCAGGUUAUCUUCACCAUUGUUGCUUACGGCAUUUUGGCCUAUCAUAGCGUGUCCUUCGAUCAGCUGAUGCCCGUCUUCUUGAGUACCCCGAAGUCCGACGACGCUGUCGUCCUUCCACUCAAGUUCACUGGAGGUCUCGGUCUCCCGACCAAGACCAUUGGUUUCAUGCUGGCCGUCCAGGGCGUCUACUCCAUGAUUGCCCAGCUAUGGCUAUUCCCCUUCGUCGUCAAGCACUUCGGUACCCUACGCACAUUCCGCUUCGUGCUGCUCGCCUGGCCUCCGCUCUACCUGGCGGUGCCCUAUCUUAUUCUCCUACCGGCUAAACUCCAGAUGCCGGCCGUAUACGUUGCCCUGAUCAGCAAGAUUACCUUCCACGUUAUCGCCUUCCCCGCCACCGCUAUCUUGCUUGCCAACGCCGCCCCCUCCUCCAAGGUUCUCGGUGCUAUCAACGGUGCUGCCGCGUCUACCGCAAGUCUGAGCCGGGCGUUCGGUCCCACCGUCACUGGCCUGUUACACUCCAAGGGUUUGGAAAGUGGCCACUCCGUUCUUGCCUGGUGGGCCUGUGGCCUUGUCUGCGUCAUCGGUGCCAUCCAAAGUUUCUGGAUGGAGGAAGCCUCCGAGCCCGAGCGUUUCAAGACCGAAGUCAGUGAGGCGGAGAUGAAGCGUGAAGCCAUGUCAGAUGAGUACACUGCCCAAGACUUCGACAUGGAGGAGGAGGAGCAGCGUCUCCUCUCCUUGCGGUCUAGCAUUGACCACGAAUUCGACAUUACAAACCUGAACAUGAAUGCCACAUUCGACUGUGCUCCCGACAGCACUACAGCUGAUUCCCGCGUUUGA